AUGGAAUGUCGCAUCUCUCGGAUGCGUCCAGCGCGCGCGCGCGCACACAACAGAUGGAGCCUCAUGUUUUCUGAGUGUAGGGUUAAUACCGACUGGAGGGGGCGUGGCUUAGAUCAAUAAUAACCGCCUCACUGUAGUGUACUGUAAAAAGGGAGAGAGAGAAAGAGAGAGAGAACCAAAAUCACUGUCCUGGCAGCCCCGGGAGCGCGUCUGUCUGCGGUCCACGCUGGAUGCGCGCAGCAGCAGCAGCAGCAGCAGCAGCAGCUCUCCACCGGAGGAAAUGACUUGGCGACGGCGCGACCAGGAAUGACUGUCUGAUCGUCGACCCGCCGCGGAGUCCCGGGGAGAUCCUCUCGGACGAGAAGGGCGGCGCAGUGGCUCGCUGGAGGAGAGGAGAUCGGAUGGGGUGAACCCAGAUCUGGAGAAUCGUCGGUGAAGUAAAGUCCACCCAGUGUGGAGAGAGCCACAGCCCGGCCGCCUCGUCGGCGCUGCGCCUUACGUAACGGAGCGGCGAAGGAGGGACCGGCAGGGAAACUGCUGCCGCCGAGCUGUUGAGUCUCCAGCGAGGAGCCGCAGGUGCAGGUGAACGGAGAGGGGUCAAGUCACAAGCUCUUCUAUCCGCUCAGCAUGAGCGGCGACGACACCGUCCCCCAUCACCAGUGAGCACGUCGACAUGACCGAGGCCUGCAGGCCGGGCCGAGGGGCCGCCGCUGUGGAGGCUGAGGUCGUCCUCCACGCCGCGAACCCCGACCUUGUCGCGCCUGCCGACAAAGAUCCGCGUCCACACCAUGUCCAGGGGUUCCUGCAGGGCGGCAAGGAUUUCGGCCCCCCUCCGGUGUUCGGGAAGGAAUACCUGCUGGACGGGAGGCUGAUGGAGAAUAAUCACAUUGAUCACCAGAGAGGCAACGGCUCGUACGUGUCGAGAGCCGAGCAGUCCAACGACAAGGGGGCUCUGGAUCGGCCUCCUCGCGCCGACGCCGACGCCGACGCCGCUGUGUCCAAUCGCGUCUCUGGCACGCGGCAUAAUUGUGAAAGUAGUCAAAUCCACAACGGCGCCAGAGCUAAAGUGUCUUACGGUGCAGAUUCCUCUGUGUGCCCUUCGAGCCAAGCCAAACAGGAAACCGAUCGGUCAGUUCUCAACUCGAACCUCGGUCGGGAAGCCGAAAAUUCCCAGGCUGAAAAAGAGCCUGAUUUAGUCAUCGAGGUUGGCGGGCGGACGAUCAGUGCCCACAAGUCUGUCCUGGCGGAGAAGAGUGAUUACUUUAAGGCACGGCUGUCGCGAGACAUCCUGAAAGUGAAGGGGGUGAGCUACAAGACUCUGUCUACACUGAUCGACUACAUCUACACCUCCCAGGUGACCGUCAGCAAGGACAAUGUCGUGGACGUCAUCACGGGCGCCAAAAUCCUUCAGAUCCCCUGCGCGGUCCAGGCGGCCAUGGACUCCAUGUCCGAACAGAUCACCGUGGAGAACUGCUACGAGAUUCUGACCAUCGCCAAAAAGCAGCGACUGAGCGAGCUGAAGGAGACGGCCUACGGGUUCAUGAGCGACAACUACCUCCAGGUCCUCAAAGAGCCCGCCGCGUACGGGCGCCUGACCGGAUCUGAGCGGGACCUGAUCCUGAAGAAGAGGAUGGAGGGGAGGAAGACCCUGAUGGUCGCGGAGAUAAACGACGUGUUCGAUCGCGUCGGCAGCCGGCCGCCGAGUCGCUGCGGCAGUCGACCGCAGAGCCCCUUGUCGGUGGGGUCUUUCGAGGAGAGCCAUAUGAUUUACCACUUCGACGAAACGGCGAACGACUGGAGACCUUUGACCGCGAUGCCGGAGGACAUCAACACGAAAGGAUGCGGGAUCUGCACCAUGUUCAACUACCUGUUUGUGGCGGGCGGGAUCAGGGGCUACGGGGACAAGGGCAAGGUCUCGGACAAAGUCUUCUGUUACAACCCCAUAACCAACCGCUGGGCCGAGGUCCGGCCUCUGAGCCAGGCCCGUGCCCAGCUCAAGCUCGUGUCCAUGGACGGCCACUUGUACGCCAUCGGAGGGGAAUGUUUGUUUACGGUGGAAAAGUACGACCCCCGCAUGGACCGCUGGACCGCCGUGGCCCCCUUGCCCAAGGGGGCUUUCGCCGUGGCCCACGAGGCCACCACCUGCAGCGGGGAGCUCUACGUUUCGGGGGGCUCUCUCUUCUACCGCCUCCUCAAGUACGAGGCCAAGAGGGACGAGUGGCAGGAGUGCCCCUUCAACAACAGCCGCAAGAGGUCCACCGACAUGGUGGCGUUCAAGAGCUUCAUCUACCGCUUCGACGUCAACCGCGAGCACGGCAUCAACGUGUUCAAGUACAACGCCAUAGUGAAAAUGUGGCACGAUUGCGCGGCGCAGAGGCCCGGCAGUCAUUUGCCCUUCCGGUGCGCCGUCAUCGGGAACUGCAUCUACUGUGUGAACAAAUCCCAGACGCUACAGUUUGUGGUGGAGGAGGAGAACGCCCACUUUGUGGAGGAGGCGCUGAGGGCACCUCUGGAGGCGAAAGGCGUUCUAUUUCCUUUUGUGCUCACUUUGCCUGAAAAGCCUGAACGAGCUACAUAGUGUGUUUGUGUGUGUGUGUGUGUGUGUGUGUGUGUGUGUGUGAAUGAUCCAGAAUAACAAUAUAUUUGUCAAGGGAAAACUAGAGUAAGCAGAAGACCCUAUAUACACUAUUCAGUGUCAGCUUUCUAUCUCAGUGUCUCGAUGCCUGCUUGCAAUGGAAUGUGUGUAUUUGCAUGGCAAUGUAACGCGUCCACAGGGGUUACGCCUUAAAAGGAAAAAAAACCUUCUUUAAUUUUAAAUUAGUGUCGAGUGAACGCAACCAUAUUUGUACCUGACUGUAGAUAUAUGACGUGAUGAAAGUGACUGUAGAUUAUUUUGUGUGCAUAGUUUCGUUCUGUGCAAUUUCAGUAGUUAGAGUAGACUCGAUUUAGAAUAUAUCAACUUCGUUAAGCCGGUGACUUUGGUGACAAAAAGUGUUCAGUGGGAAAUGGUAUUGGAAAAAAACAGGAUGGAAGCAGUUCCAGUGCGCGUUAUGGACGACGAAACACAGGUUCUAUGCAAAUGAUACGGUAUAUACAGGAGGGUCGGCUAUUUAACAGUUGCUCUGGGUGGAUUUGACUGGAACGAGUACAAUAUUGCUCAAAACCUGAUCUGCACCGAACUUUGAUUCAUCCUGUGAGAUAUUGGCACAUUAUGAUCUGUAAUGUGACGUAUCCAUCUCUCUACAGUGUCUAAGUGUUUUAUGGAGCACGCUGGACCUCUCGUCAAUUCGUUCGAAUCGAACCAGCAUUUCAUCUCGGUCUGCCAACAACUUAAAGCUUUAGAUUUUUUUCAGAAAGUGAACUCACGAUUACAAACACCAUGAACUACAUUUAUUUUUUAGAUUCAGAAUAUGGUAUUUUGCUCAUAGUGCCUACGCAAGGGUGCAACAGUUCCUGCAUUUAGCACAUUUGCCAAAGAUGAACAAAUAAUUCUGCAAGGCUACAUAAUAAACCCAUCAGACUUAAAUAUAAUGUAUUUUCACAUCUUUUGUAGGUCCUUAAUGAAAAGCCACAGUCAAGUCAAAAAAAGAAGACAACAGUAGUUGUAGUAGGAGGAAGGGAAGGGCGUUGUGUUUGCUGCUAUUUCAAGAAGGGUUUGGAAACCAGGUCGCUCAAAAUCCACAGAGAUGCUUCCGGAAUCUCCCCGUACGUGUUUCUGAGAAACAGCUGCAGGUCACCAGGUCUCAGCACAGCCCUCACAAAGGCGCCCCCGGGCCUUUUGACACUAAUUCACCAUGUUCUGCUUGCGUCGGUGUUCGUAAAUACCAGUUUUUGUUUCUCUGAACAGUACUCGUUUGCAGCUUGCAAUAACACAGCGGGGGGUUUUUUUGUAUGGAAGCUACAGUGAAUGUUGAUAUAUUCUUGGAACAGAUAGCUUUUGAUAAUAUUUGUAGGAGUGUAUCCAUGCAGUCGAUGUGACUCGAGACAAAAUGGAUGUGGUUUUGUAUUUUUGGCUGGCUGGCUGGCACCUGUACUUUUGUGAUUUUCUUUUUGUUUUUGUAAGGAUUUGGUCGUUUUUGGAUCUGCUGCUGAUUGAUGGACAGUAAAGUGACGCAACGCUGAGGCUUCCUGUUCAAGUCAUAUACGACGUGGGCUUACAAAACAAGCUGUUGGAUAAUGUAUAUCAGUCAGAAUUAAGUGCUUAAAAUAAAAAUGUCUACGGCAAAUAAAUGGUGAAGUGCU
Messenger RNA from Scophthalmus maximus (turbot), 4242 nucleotides. RefSeq names its product kelch repeat and BTB domain-containing protein 11. The transcript has 2 exons. Lineage: Eukaryota; Metazoa; Chordata; Actinopteri; Pleuronectiformes; Scophthalmidae. Bases 674 to 2578 code for a protein of 634 amino acids. Gene Ontology annotation, molecular function: protein binding. The record is from RefSeq and is a predicted model, not a curated record.